Molecule: messenger RNA, 615 nt
Organism: Anopheles marshallii
Lineage: Eukaryota; Metazoa; Arthropoda; Insecta; Diptera; Culicidae
Product: C-type lectin 37Db-like
Exons: 5
Coding region: 1-615 (204 amino acids)
Biological process (GO): biological process involved in interspecies interaction between organisms
Cellular component (GO): external side of plasma membrane
Molecular function (GO): carbohydrate binding
Source: RefSeq, a predicted model, not a curated record
AUGGCCAAGUUCCACCAAAGCUUCAUGAUGCAACCAAAAAAGCUUGUUUGUGUGCGAUGGAAUCGGAUGGGCUUCGUCCUGGCAGUGUUGGUCGUGCUGCUCAGUGAAAGUGUAAUUCAGUGCGCAACUCCAAAGGCUCUUGCGGGCAACUCUCACGGUACCAACUGUCCAAACUGCGUGGAAGAAUCGUCUGCACCGCCACGAUGGACUAUGCCGUUGUUGAAGCUCGGAGAAAAGCGUUACUAUCUUAGCAUUUUCUUUAAAGCUAACUGGUUCAAGGCACUGCAGUACUGUCGGUUCCACGGAAUGCAGCUCGCUAGUAUACAGACACAGGAAGAAAACGAUCGGUUGGAGAAAUAUGUGAAAGAUUAUGGUCUUGCAACGGAACAUUUCUGGACCUCUGGUACCGAUCUGGCCGAAGAAGGCAGCUUCUUCUGGGUGUCGAACGGGCGACCGCUUUCCUUCACGAAUUGGAACGCCGGUGAACCGAACAACUUCCGCUACGAAAACGGUGAGGAGGAACACUGUCUCGAGCUGUGGAACCGCGAUGGCAAGGGUCUCAAGUGGAACGACACACCCUGUAGCUUCGAAACGUACUUCAUCUGCGAGGUCUAA